AUUUGCGGUAGGCGUGCGCACUGUAGUGUAACAGAAAGGCAGCAGAGUGAGAGAGACUGGGUCGAGAGAAAGCGCAUGUGUGAUUCCUCUCUCUCUCACUUCAUGCACGCAGCCCACCACUGAUGAGCUUCCCCCCAUCUUGUGUGUGUAACAUCUCUACCGCCGGACAGCCGAAUAGCGUCUGCUGGCACUGCAGGGGGAAAUUCAACACAGAAUGGAUUGCUAAUGAACGGAGCCUCUUUCUUUUCGUCUUGUUUUUUUCCCCCAACUGUCAACCUCCUCGAUGUCUCUAAUCAGUUUUUAACCAAAACAAAAUGAGGAUUUCUUGUGACCAGUUUCUAUUGAUAUUUUCUGGCUUUUGGGGACUCACAAUGGGUGCUUUCCCGAGCAGUGUUCAGAUCGGCGGCCUGUUCAUCAGAAAUACAGAUCAGGAAUACACAGCCUUUCGCCUGGCCAUCUUCCUGCACAACACCAGCCCCAACUCAUCUGAGGCCCUCUUCACCCUGGUGCCUCAUGUGGACAACAUAGAGACCGCCAACAGCUUUGCAGUCACCAAUGCAUUCUGCUCCCAGUACUCGCGGGGUGUCUUCGCCAUCUUCGGCCUGUAUGACAAGCGCUCGGUGCACACGCUGACGUCAUUCUGCGGGGCGCUGCACAUCUCCCUCAUCACGCCCAGCUUUCCCACCGAGGGAGAGAGCCAGUUCACUCUGCAGCUCCGGCCUUCGAUCCGCGGGGCGCUGCUGUCGCUGCUUGACCACUACGACUGGAACAAGUUUGUCUUCCUCUACGACACAGACAGGGGGUAUUCCAUACUGCAGGCCAUCAUGGAGAAGGCGGGUCAAAACAGCUGGCAGGUUAGCGCCAUCUGUGUAGAGAACUUUGACGAUGCUGCCUACCGGCGCCUGCUGGAGGACCUGGACCGACGGCAGGAGAAGAAGUUUGUCAUAGACCUAGAAGCGGAGAGACUCACCAACAUGCUGGAGCAGAUUGUCAGCGUCGGAAAACAUGUCAAAGGCUACCAUUACAUCAUGGCUAACUUGGGUUUUAAGGACAUCAACCUGGAGCGCUUCAUGCACGGUGGAGCCAAUGUCACAGGAUUCCAGCUGGUGGAUUUCAGCAACCCCAUGGUCAUCAAGCUGAUGCAGCGCUGGAACAAGCUGGACCAGAGGGAGUACCCCGGCUCCGACAGCCCCCCAAAGUACACAUCGGCUCUUACAUAUGAUGGUGUGAUGGUGAUGGCGGAGGCCUUCAGAAACCUGCGCAGGCAGAAAGUGGACCUCUCGCGGAGGGGAAACGCUGGCGACUGUCUGGCCAACCCUGCUGCCCCUUGGAAUCAGGGAAUUGACAUGGAGCGCACCCUCAAACAGGUUCGUCUGCAGGGACUAACAGGUAAUGUCCAGUUUGACCACUAUGGACGCAGAGUCAACUACACCAUGGAUGUAUUUGAGCUGAAGAACAACGGACCCAGGCGGAUGGGUUACUGGACAGAUUCAGACAAGCUGGUGCUGAUCCAGAAUGAAGCCCUUCAAUCCAACGAGUCAGUCAUGGAAAAUAGAACAGUUGUGGUCACCACUAUCAUGGAGGGUCCCUAUGUCAUGUUGAAGAAGAACUGGGAGUUGUACGAGGGCAACGAUCAGUAUGAAGGCUACUGCGUGGACCUGGCCUCAGAGAUCGCCAAACACAUCGGCAUCAAGUACAAGAUCUCUAUCGUGCCUGACGGGAAGUACGGCGCCCGGGACCCGGAGACCAAGAUUUGGAACGGCAUGGUUGGGGAGCUGGUGUACGGGAAAGCGGAAAUCGCUGUGGCCCCGUUGACAAUCACACUGGUCCGGGAGGAGGUGAUCGACUUCUCGAAGCCCUUCAUGUCCCUGGGCAUCUCCAUCAUGAUCAAGAAGCCCCAGAAGUCCAAGCCCGGGGUGUUCUCCUUCCUGGACCCGCUGGCCUAUGAGAUCUGGAUGUGCAUCGUGUUCGCCUACAUCGGCGUCAGCGUGGUGCUCUUCCUGGUCAGCCGCUUCAGCCCGUACGAGUGGCACACCGAGGAGCCCGAGGAGGGCACCGACGGUCUGCCCAGUGACCAGCCCCCCAACGAGUUCGGCAUCUUCAACUCCCUCUGGUUCUCCCUGGGCGCCUUUAUGCAGCAGGGCUGUGACAUCUCCCCCAGGUCUCUGUCUGGACGUAUAGUGGGGGGGGUGUGGUGGUUCUUCACCCUCAUCAUCAUCUCCUCCUACACGGCCAACCUGGCUGCCUUCCUCACCGUGGAGCGGAUGGUGUCUCCCAUAGAGAGUGCCGAGGACCUGGCCAAGCAGACAGACAUCGCCUACGGGACCCUGGACUCUGGCUCCACUAAAGAGUUUUUCAGGAGGUCAAAGAUCGCAGUCUAUGAGAAGAUGUGGGGCUACAUGAAGUCAGCUGAGCCGACGGUGUUUACCAAGACCACAGCGGAGGGGGUUGUUCGCGUCCGGAAGAGCAAAGGGAAGUAUGCUUUCCUACUGGAGUCCACCAUGAACGAGUACACGGAGCAGCGGAAGCCCUGCGACACCAUGAAGGUCGGCGGCAACCUGGACUCCAAAGGAUACGGAGUGGCUACCCCCAAGGGUUCACUGUUAAGAACUCCGGUAAACCUAGCCGUGUUGAAACUGAGUGAAUCAGGCGUCUUAGACAAGCUGAAAAACAAAUGGUGGUACGAUAAGGGCGAGUGUGGACCCACAGCCUCAGGAAGUAAGGACAAGUCCUCCCAGGCCCUGUCGUUGAGCAACGUGGCUGGGGUCUUCUAUAUCCUGGUGGGGGGCCUGGGUCUGGCCAUGCUUGUGGCCCUCAUCGAGUUCUGCUACAAGUCCCGGAACGAGGCCAAGCGAAUGAAGCUGACCUUCACGGAGGCCAUGAGGAACAAGGCACGCCUGUCGAUCACGGGCAGCGUGGGGGAAAACGGACGCGUCCUGACGCCCGACUGUCCCAAAGCGGUCCACUCGGGCCCCUCACUCCGCCAGAGCUCCGGCCUGGCCUUGGUCUCCUCUGAGCUCCCGUGAAAACCAAAUACCUCCCAAGUGCCUUAAAAAAACGACCAACCCACAACUAGCAUAUACCACAAAGACACGGGACAAACGUUAUCCCAGCUGGACACCACCACCAUGGCGUGGGCCGAGAAAGUAACUAAAGUUGUGGGUGUUUUUCAUUGUAGCAGAGAUGGGGACAUUGCAAUAUAAGGAUAUAGUGAGUAGGUGGCGAUUUUUGUAUGAGUUCUGUGGAAAAGUACUGAAUUUUCAACGUGUGGUCACAUGGGAGCACAUUGUAAUCACGGUGGCAUUUUCAGAUGCAGAGGUGGAAAUUGUGUCUGGCAUGUUUUACUAAAGGACCUAUGGCAACUUACCAUGCCUCCCAUUGGUGACAAGGAUGAAGAGGAAACAAGAGUGAAAAUGAAAAAUGAAUAAAGACCAAAAAACUGUAAACUUGAAACGUGUUACUGCAUCCGUUGGUUGCAAACUGUGAAUUGGUGAACAGAAUCUCAAUCAAGAUGGUUUUCAAAAAGUGGAUAAUAUGUGUUAGAAGACUGCGACAGCAUUUGAAAGACAACUGUCAGACAACAAUCUUGCUGAAUAUCAAUAACUGACAUCAGCUGGGGGAGUGUCCCCUGGUGUCGCCAUGAUAAAAACUAUAACCAUUAAUAAACUACAAUAACUCUAUUGAUACUGAAUAUAUGAUGAAACUGUGAAGAUUUAGUAAAUAUGUAUAUUCUGUGAAGACAAAGCUAAAGAAAAAAAAUAUUUGCUGUACAUAGAGAAGACUGUAUAACAUGCUUGCUUUUAAACAGAUGUAAAUAGUUGAUUCAGUAGUGGAAACAUUACAGUUCUCUUUUUGUAAUCAUCUUUAAAGAAUUAAUUCAUCGCAAUAAUGGAUAAGAUGACAACCUUUGAAAAAGGAGCGACACCGAGACAGAAUCCAGUAUACGGAGGACUUAACAUUCAUGUUCGAGUCCCAUGGGCAUGGUAUCAACUCUGCCCAUCCAUAUACCUGUUUCCUGCGUAUAUAUAUAUAUAUUCAGCAAUGAAUGUUAACUUGCCCACCCUCCAUCCUGUUGCCCCACCCCAUCCUCUUGCCCCACCCAAUCCUCUAGACCCACCCUUAUUCUCUAGCCAUAUACUCUCACUGUGCAGUCGUAGACCAGGAACUGGCUCAUAGACCAAACUUUACAUUUAAACGGUUUACUUGCGUUCUCCGCUGUCAAAAUUAAACUAUAUUUUUUUCAUUGUUUGAUCUAUUUUUUGUAACAAACAUUUAAAUAAAUAAAAACUGUCCAUCUCCUGAUUUGUAACGUUUUUUCAACGUUCACAGCUGCUGAACGUCAUUUAUCUGGGUAGAUAUUUUAGCUAAUCGUGUGUGGAAAAUAUAAUGCAAAAAUGAAAUGUGAAAAAAAAAAAAAAAAAAAGCUCUUUCUUUUUGCACUGCUGUAUUAUUUUAGGUAAAACCUAUUUCCUAUAAAGUAUUUAUUAAUUUAAAAAAGAAAAUAAUAAUGAAGAAGACACUGUAUUAUGGAGCCAUGGUCAAGCUUUGGCCUUCUUGGUUGCCAACACUGUGGGUCCUCAGUAGCAGGCUGGACACUGUAGCAGAAUCUAUGCCCCCCCCCCCCCCC
This is a messenger RNA of Esox lucius (northern pike), 4627 nucleotides long. RefSeq names its product glutamate receptor, ionotropic, AMPA 4b (gene gria4b). Gene Ontology annotation, biological process: modulation of chemical synaptic transmission; synaptic transmission, glutamatergic; monoatomic ion transport. Gene Ontology annotation, molecular function: transmitter-gated monoatomic ion channel activity involved in regulation of postsynaptic membrane potential; AMPA glutamate receptor activity. The coding region runs from base 315 to 3026 and encodes 903 amino acids. The record is from RefSeq and is a predicted model, not a curated record. Gene Ontology annotation, cellular component: dendritic spine; postsynaptic membrane; plasma membrane. NCBI's taxonomy places the organism in Eukaryota, Metazoa, Chordata, Actinopteri, Esociformes, Esocidae. The transcript has 16 exons.